Molecule: messenger RNA, 822 nt
Organism: Cajanus cajan (pigeon pea)
Lineage: Eukaryota; Viridiplantae; Streptophyta; Magnoliopsida; Fabales; Fabaceae
Source: RefSeq, a predicted model, not a curated record
AUGGAAACCCACAUUAGUGGGGAUCGUGCAUGGAAGAUUGCUCGAAAAAUUUCACUUGACAAAUGUUUCAUGGUACCAGCUCAUGGUCGAGCAGGGGGAUUAUGGUGCAUGUGGGACUCGCACAGAUGGUCUAUCAACAUCUUGGAGCACUCUACGCAUUUCAUUCAUAUCAAAAUUAAUGGAGGAGAUUUCCCAUGGUUUUGCACCCUGGUUUAUGCAAGCCCACACCCACAAGGUCGUAUUCUGCUUUGGAGGGAUAUUAUUCGGUUGGCUAAUUUAGUGGAUGGAGCAUGGUUAGUAAUGGGUGACUUCAAUGCGGUCCUACAACCCCAUGAAAUAUCAGGAAGCACAGGCCAAUCCUUCCUUAGAGGAGACCAAGCUUUUAGAUCAUGCAUUAACCAAUGCAACCUAAUGAAUAUGGGUUAUAAUGGGGCUACCUUUACGUGGCGUCGUGGUAACCUUUUUGAACGAUUAGAUAGAGCCUUGGUGUCUUAUGAUUGGUGUGUCAGGUUCCCAGAUGCUUCCCUUUCACAUUUGAACCCCUUAAAGUCUGACCACGCCCCCAUCCUCGUAAGAUUAUAUGCGAAUAGAAAUGUUCGAACCCCUCGACGGCCUUUUCGUUUUGAGGCUGCAUGGAUGACUCAUGAAGAAUAUCCGACCCUUAUUCGUAAUGUGUGGGAUGCCAACCUGGAAUGGAAUCAGCGGAUAAAAAAUACGAAACAAUCCUUAUUAGAGUGGAAUAAGUCCACUUUUGGGAAUGUCUUCUUUGCAAAACGAAAACUGCUCAGACGUUUAAAUGGGAUUGCUAGAGAAUUACUAUAA